Epinephelus fuscoguttatus (brown-marbled grouper) is the source of this 958-nucleotide messenger RNA. RefSeq names its product gamma-glutamylcyclotransferase b (gene ggctb). Gene Ontology annotation, molecular function: gamma-glutamylcyclotransferase activity. The record is from RefSeq and is a predicted model, not a curated record. The transcript has 4 exons. NCBI's taxonomy places the organism in Eukaryota, Metazoa, Chordata, Actinopteri, Perciformes, Serranidae. Bases 103 to 660 code for a protein of 185 amino acids.
UGUGGCUCAGCUCGACUCUCCACUCCUGUUGUUGCUGCUUUUUUCCAACGGUUUAUAAUCUUCCUCACCUCUCAUCUUCUCCUGGCAGAAGCUGGUGUCCACAUGGAGAAUAACCACACCUUCCUGUACUUUGCAUAUGGCAGCAACCUGCUGAAGGAGCGGCUCCAGCUCAAGAAUCCCUCUGCAACAGUAUAUUGUGUAGCCAGGCUCAAGGACUAUAAAUUGGUGUUUGGGAACCAUAAAGGCCUUGCCAGUGACCGGUGGCAUGGAGGUGUGGCCACCAUAGAGCACAGCCCAGGGGAUGAGGUGUGGGGUGUGGUGUGGAGGAUGAGCAUGUCUGAUCUGGAGUCUUUAGACAGUCAAGAGAAUGUGACGUUAGGUGCGUACAGUCCUGUGGAGCUAUCAGUGAAGACAAAAGGCCAGGAGCUCAACUGUCGUACCUACAUAAUGAACAGCUGUGUGUAUGCCCCACCAUCGCCACAGUACCUACAGGUGAUCGUGAUGGGAGCGGAGCAGAACGGCUUGCCAAAGGACUACCAGGAGAAGCUAAGAGCAAUCAAGACCAACAUGUAUGAGGGUCCUUUACCCAUGAUGGCUGAACUGGAGCGAGCCAGAAGGAGAGCCAAAGAGAGGGGCAACCACCGUUCUGAAACGUUCUAAUGCAACAGAAUCCGGGUCUACUUUUUACUACAAGGAGUCCUUGUAACACUGUAUUGAACCUAAUACUGUAGCUCAACAAGUUCACUUCAGCUAGCUGCUUAAAGCCUAACUUGGCUAACCUCAAUCCCAGCAGCCUGGUCUAUGAGUCUGAGUGACCACUGUCAGCCACUGAUAGAUUACAGCACUGAUAAGACUGUUGCCUGUACAGAUGAAAGUAAUUCUGACAUUUUGACAGUAUAGAGGUGUAAGAUCCACCAGAAAUGUUGAGUGAAUACAUAUCACCAUAGGGAAAUAAUAG